GUGUUCUGAGGGAAUAGAAGAUAAGCGACUGUGACGACAGAACAAAUUACAUUAACAGGAUGAGGGGCGAGGACUGACGAAAACCAAAGAGCUAACAACGUAAAAACAAGCUGGUGAAAGAUACCUAUCCAGAGCCACAGUUAACAGACCAAAGGGUUUCCAAUCACCAUGGUUACGCUGGACUUCAGGACACUGACGGUGCCCGUGGGCAUCGUGCGGAUACUGGAGGUGAUCUUCACCUGUAUCUCCUUCAGCCUGGUGGCAUCAGUGGGCCACAGCACGGCAUCUUUCUGGACGUGGUGCAUGUUCACCUGGUGCCUCUGCUUCUGUGUCACCCUCCUCAUUAUCAUCCUGGAAUUCACCAGCCUCAGUGCUAAGCUGCCCAUCUCCUGGGAUGACUUCACCACCGCUUUCGCCAUGCUGGCUACUCUAAUGGUGCUGGCAGCAUCCAUCAUCUAUCCCGUCUACUUCACUUGCCCCAGCUGCGGCAAACAAAUUGGUGCCAGCGUUACUUCCUGUCUGGCCUUCAUCCUGUACGCUGUCGAGGUCGGACUGACCCGGGCUAAACCUGGUGAGAUCAGUGGAUUUCUGUCCACAAUCCCAGGUCUCCUCAAGGUUCUGGAGGCCUUCGUGGCUUGCAUCAUCUUCAUCUGCUUGGAAGACAGCAAGUACACUGAGUAUGCGGGACUCCAGUGGUGCGUCGCCGUCUACUCCAUUUGCUUCAUUUUUGCCCUCCUUGUCAUCAUUUUCACCAUCUGCCGCCUUCUGUCUCUCUUCCCUGCACCGUUUGACAAAGUCCUAACAGUCUGCAACGUGUUGGCCGUGUUGAUGUACAUCACAGCUUUGGUCAUCUGGCCAUUGUACAGCUUUAAGAACAAUCCCAGGCCGAACUACUGCUCAGGAAACAGAAGAUGUGCCUGGGAUAAUUUAGUGGUCAUCUCUUUCAUGACGGCUUUUAAUCUGGGUGCUUACAUUGCAGAUUCUGUUUAUUCUUUCAGGCUGGUGUUCUUCAUCAGCAGAACAUAAGUUCUAAAAAUGCAUCAUAUCUCAGCUGGCGAAGCAAAGAUUGUACAUAAGCAGGAGAAUUAAUUGUAAAUUAUCUAUUGUACAACUUUUGUUUGACAUUUUAUUUCACUGUUGUUUUCAUGAUGACUCCAAUGCACUCUGGUUUGUGGUGGAUUUAAAUGAGGGUGUCUUUUAGCUGUCCCUGUUCUCUGAGGACAUGAAACAUAUGUGGCUGUGUCCAAGGGUGUGGGUUUUGUCUCAACAUCCAACAUUGAGGGCGGACAUAUCAAAACAGAGGGUUUGGGGUCCUCUGUAAGAAAAUGUUGAGCAUCACACACUUAAUUUCCUGCAGUCUGGUGAAUUUUAUGCUUCAAUUUGUGGUGUAAUUAUGUUAAAUUAUGUCAAAAUAAAAGUCCCUUGCUACUCUUAUGUUUGUAUUGACAGGGACUAAUGCACAUGUUCAUCAUAUAGACCUAUGCCUGUGUCUAAUUUUACCAUCAGAUAGACAAAAUCCUGAUUCUGUUUUCCUUUUUCUUCCUCCAUGAUUUUCAUCUGAUUCUCUUAUUUUUGUGCAGCAUCAAUGUGAUUGUGUCAGUCUUUGUUUCAGACUCAUUUCAGGCAUGUUCUUGUUAAUCUUAGCAUGUGAAAUAUGAAUAAAAAUGUAAUUAAAGUGUGGAGUUAUUAUGCAAGCUUA
Messenger RNA from Epinephelus lanceolatus (giant grouper), 1699 nucleotides. The record is from RefSeq and is a predicted model, not a curated record. NCBI's taxonomy places the organism in Eukaryota, Metazoa, Chordata, Actinopteri, Perciformes, Serranidae.